AUCGGCCGAAUGAAACGGUCGUGAUCCUUGCCGCUCUGCCUGGGCUGUACCUCCAUAAUUGAAUAUCCACCUAGCAGCAGCGUCACUCCUAACUCCAGCUCCAGGCAUCUGAGAUGGCUGCGGUCUCGCGGUGGUACUUACUACAUAGUAGAUAAACUGCAGACUACCCAAACCACAACUCCCUUGACUUGAUUUACCUGUCAAGCCCCGCGACCAACUCGAGACACAUAAAGAUGAGCUCCCAUUCCUUGACGGAGAAAGUGCAAUUCUUCAACCAACUAGAUGCUCUGAGUGAACCCGACACAGAUGGCGAAGAUGAUAGCAAUGAUGUGGAGGAGUGGCAUAGAAAGAGAUGCCGGGCCUUUUUUAAGCCCCGGAGGAAGGCCAGCAGUCCGUUUCCACGCCCAGGGAUGCCCAAAGAAAGGGAAACUCCUUCGGCAAGCCGGACCCAAGCAAGCCCGGCUCUGGGUAUAGCGGCUACUCAAGCCAAGGUCAUCGAGGGUACGCCAAUCCUUGGGAACUCUGGGCAGUCCCGUAACAGAGGCACCGGUGCCUCAUUCAUUGAAGAGACACCGAUCCCAGAUUCAUCAAAGACGGUUCACCCGGCACUCCACCGAAGCUCAACCAAUCCGCUACCAACACACUCAACCCAUCCUGAGAACUCACCGUCUUCAAAUCCAACUAUGCGUAAGCGUAAACGUAACUCUUCAGCCUCGGCCAAGUCUGUUCCGGAAUCUGACAAGAUUUUCCGCGACCUCUCUUUCUAUUAUAUCCCCAACAACGAUGUCGCGCCGGCCAGGAAGAUACGGAUAGCAAAAGCACAAGAAUACGGCGCACAAUGGAUCAGGACCUUGGACGGCGCGACACAUGCCGUCGUCGACAAGAACCUCACCUACAAAGAUGUCGAGAAGAUCCUGGAGUCCACCGCAAGCUCUUUGGUUAUCGUCAACGAGGAUUAUCCCAUUGACAGUAUCUCUUUUCGAACCCUCUUGAACCCUUGUCAGCACCGGUACAGAGUGACUGGCUGUCCCCUUUUGACAGCAGCGCCAGCCUCGAGUCCGGCUGAAGUUCAACAGCCAUUGGAAGACUCAGGGGGGUCGCUGCCCUUGAAAGAUGUACAGAGGAACCCUAAAAGGGACCGUGACGCAGCACUCGGUGGAACACCACCACGGAGUGGACAAUCAUCUCUCGGGGGGGUUGAGAAAGAACUGCUGGGUGGCAAGCCGUCAGAAGGGCUGGCGACCCUUUCUAGCGGCAGCAAGCAACCCGGCGGCUCCUCUGGUGACGAACCCCCCCAAGACCCAGAAUCAGCUGAGUUCCAAAAGCCGGUUGAGGGCGGACGUAUGGCGAAGGAUAGCGUCAACGAUGAAUUGACCGAGUACAUAUCUCUCAUCCAACAGUACAAGGAUCUUCCCUUGGACGAAGAUAACGAUGAGGUCCAAUCCUUACAGGAUACUAACGGUUCCGCCUCGGACUCGGACUCGAGCUCGAGCUCGAAGCCCGCGUAUUCAAGCUCGCGCAAACCCCGUGCCCACAAGAGCACUACGACCGCGGAGAAGUCGAUCCCGUUUGCAGAGCACUUCGCUUGCAACCGGGGCGGCACAAAGGACGGGUCAGAAGCGUCGGCCAAACCCAAUGCCCGCACCAUCGAGGUUCUGCAGUCCAUGUGCGACUACUACACGCGCAUCAACGACCACUGGCGCACGACGGCCUACCGCAAGGCCAUCUCCACCCUGCGCCGCCAGACGGUCAAGAUCGCCACCGAGGAGGAGGCCUACCGGCUCCCGGCCAUCGGCCGGCGCCUGGCCCAGAAGAUCGAGGAGAUCGUCCAGACAAACCGGCUGCGUCGGCUCGAGUACGCGCAGGGCGAGCCCCUUGACCGGGUCCUCGAGCUAUUCCUCGGCAUCUACGACGUUGGCGUCAGCCGCGCGAGCAAGUGGGUCGCCCAGGGCUUCCGGACGCUGGACGACCUCCGGCAGCGUGCCGACCUGACCCCCAACCAGCGGCUGGGGCUCGAGCGCUACGACGAUCUCAACACGCGCAUUCCCCGCGCCGAGGUGGACGCCCUGGCCGGUCACGUCCGCGCCGCCGCCGUCGAGAUCGACCCGCGCGUCGAGCUCCUCGUCGGCGGCAGCUACCGCCGUGGCGCCGACUCCUCAGGCGACGUCGACCUCGUCGUUACCCGCCGGGGCACCUCCUCCGCUGCGGACCUCGUCCCCUUCCUCGACGAACUGCUGGCCGUCCUGACCCGCCGCGGCAUCCUCGUCGCGACCCUCGCGUCCCUGCACGGCCGCCGGCCAUCUACCAACGGUGGCGGUGGCGGUGGCGGCAGCAAGUGGCACGGCUGCUGCGUGCUGCCGCGUCCCGAGGGCGAAAAUUCGGGGGCUUACAAGCCCGUCUGGCGCAGGAUCGACUUCCUGCUCGUUCCCGAGACCGAGUACGGCGCUGCGCUGAUCUACUUCACGGGUAACGACAUCUUCAACCGCAGCAUGCGCCUCCUGGCCUCGAGGAAGGGCAUGCGACUGAACCAGCGGGGCCUGUACAGGGAGGUCAUGAGGGGGCCCAGGAGGGUCAAGGUCGCUGAGGGGGAGCUGGUGGAAGGGCGUGACGAGAGGAGGAUCUUUGAGAUACUGGGUGUCAAGUGGCGGGAGCCGUGGGAGAGGUGGUGUUGAUGCGUUGUUUACCCAACCGCCCCCUUUUUUUGCCAUACCUAUUGUUCUUCUUCUCUCUUGCAUGGGUUGCGGUUUGCUUAUAUGGAGCGUUGCAUUGGGUUGCCGCACAUUCGCAUUCGAGGCGUUGGAGGACCAGGUUCAACGCAUGGGGUUGUGUGCCAUUGGGAUACUGGACAGCUUGUAUAUCACUUGCGUCUCGAAACAAACAGUAUAAAAACACCCCAAUGAACAUGUCAG
Molecule: messenger RNA, 2909 nt
Organism: Phialemonium atrogriseum
Lineage: Eukaryota; Fungi; Ascomycota; Sordariomycetes; Cephalothecales; Cephalothecaceae
Exons: 1
Coding region: 234-2672 (812 amino acids)
Biological process (GO): double-strand break repair via nonhomologous end joining
Cellular component (GO): nucleus
Molecular function (GO): DNA-directed DNA polymerase activity; DNA binding
Source: RefSeq, a predicted model, not a curated record